Molecule: messenger RNA, 823 nt
Organism: Lipotes vexillifer (Yangtze River dolphin)
Lineage: Eukaryota; Metazoa; Chordata; Mammalia; Artiodactyla; Lipotidae
Gene: CYGB
Product: cytoglobin
Exons: 4
Coding region: 37-609 (190 amino acids)
Biological process (GO): oxygen transport
Molecular function (GO): oxygen binding; iron ion binding; heme binding
Source: RefSeq, a predicted model, not a curated record
CCGCCGAGCGUAGCCGGGCUGGACUGGGAGCUGCUCAUGGAGAAAGUGCCGGGCGAGAUGGAGAUAGAGCGCAGGGAGCGGAGCGAGGAGCUGUCCGAGGCGGAGAGGAAGGCGGUGCAGGCGACGUGGGCCCGGCUCUAUGCCAACUGCGAGGACGUGGGGGUGGCCAUCCUGGUGCGGUUCUUUGUGAACUUCCCAUCGGCCAAGCAGCACUUCAGCCAGUUCAAGCACAUGGAGGAGCCCCUGGAGAUGGAGCGGAGCCCGCAGCUGCGGAAGCACGCCUGCCGGGUCAUGGGGGCCCUCAACACCGUGGUGGAGAAUCUGCACGACCCCGAGAAGGUGUCCUCUGUGCUUGCCCUUGUGGGCAAAGCCCACGCCCUCAAGCACAAGGUGGAGCCUGUGUACUUCAAGAUCCUCUCUGGGGUCAUCCUGGAGGUGAUUGCCGAGGAGUUUGCCAAUGACUUCCCACCCGAGACGCAGAGAGCCUGGGCCAAGCUUCGCGGCCUCAUCUACAGCCACGUGACCGCUGCCUACAAGGAAGUGGGCUGGGUACAGCAGGUCCCCAACGCCACCACCCCACCGGCCACGCUGCCCUCUUCGGGGCCAUAGGACUCCCUCUCUCCUCCCCGCUCCCUGGCAGCACCUUGAGCAGAAGGCCGAGUUCUGAAGACGCUCCUUGACCCUCCAUCUCUGGGUGCCAAGGAAGCUGGAGGAAUCUCUGACUCGUCUUCCUGGAAAGAGGCUGCCUCGGCCUUGGCCACAGUCCCCCUGGAGCCGCCGGAAGGUUGCAUCAGCUGCCUGGAUGCUGACCCCAGCUCAGCGG